AUGUUCAAGGCCCUAAUGGGCGGGGGCCGGUCGGCGUCCACCUCCGACGCCCGCAGCACAACCAGCUCCAGCUCCAAAACAAGCCGUCGCAAGACCGAUUCCAAGUCUGCCUCCAGCCGCAAAUCCUCACGGGGUGACGACCGUGAUCGUGACCGUGGCUUGGGCGACUUGUCGGCCUAUCCUUCUGGCAGCAGGCGCGGCCCGCCCAGCAUCGCCGGCGAGUCCGUCGCAUCGACAUACGUAACCGCCGAGCCCGAUGCCAUUGAUUACUCCGAUCGCACAUUCGUCGAGCGCACCCCCAAGCGCAGAGACAGUGACCGCGAAAGCAAAAGCUCCCGCCGCCGCGAGCGCGACCGCUCCGAAAGUCGUGAGCGCGAGAGGAGGAAAUCUAGCCGUCGCAAUGGAGACGAUACCUAUGAUGAGGAUCUGGAUAGAGACCGUCAGGGUGACCGUCGCGACCGCAGUCGCACAUACUCGGGAGACCACUAUGUUCCGCCCGUCUCUACGGCUAUGCCGUCCAGCGCCCCGGGCGCUCAAUUUGCCGCCGACAUUGCGGCACCGGGAUUCUCGCAGUUCCCCAUGCAAUAUGACAAUGCGAUUCAGCCGCCUGUCACGACCGUUCCGGGUCAUUCCUACGAUGUUUCGCCUACAGCAUUCGACCCCCAUGUGCAGCAGCAAUUCCCUGGUCAAUUCCCGUCUGGUACGGCCCAACCUUAUUUCCCGCCUAAUAAUCCCGCGGGCGCCGCCGCAGACUACUACGGCGAUCAAGGGCAAUCUGUCGAUGAUCAACCAGGUGUGCGACCGCACCAGCCUGCCAUCAUUCCUAAUAGCCAAGCACACUUGAUGACCGCUUCGCCCUCCGCCAAUCCCCCGCCCGAGCCGAGCAGCUUGGGUCAAGUUGGUGCGGCUGCCGCGUAUUUCACAGAUGAAAUUCCGCAUACCGAAUCGCAGGACAAGCCGCCGACAGGUUCAUCAUCUAAGCCUCCCAAGCCCGGUAAGCCAUCCAAGCCCAGCAAGCUACCUUCGUCAAGUGCCAUCCCGGCAGCGGCCGCGGCAGCGGCAGUGACCUAUGGUGUCGGUAACUACGAAGAGUCACAAGCUGCAGCAUCUUAUCAGCACCAAUCUUAUGCCUCAACAAUGGCUCACCACACAUACUCGGAGCCGGCUCUGACAAGUACUUCGAAACCUCCCCAUUCACAUGGCAUUGGAACUGGCAUUGGGAUGGCAGCCGCUGGUGCAGCAGCGGGUUACAUGGUGGGCCAUCAGCACCACACAUCCAGCCCUGCGCACUCGUCGCAGUACACCUUCCAGAACUACGAGCAAUCUUCCCACGGCAGUGUUCAACCCUACGGUGCUGGCCCCAACAACGCCAUGAUCGCGGCAGGCGCUGCUGGUGCGGCCGGUGCCGCGGGAUAUGCUGCGCAUGCCGCCCACAAUCCCGGUUUCUACCCCCACGGUGGCCUUGCAGUUCAACACCGGCAUCGUGGACCACUCACAAAGUUUGUGGAUUUCUGGCGAGAUCCCGAGGGCGUGGGUCGGUUCGAAGACUACACGGAAACCAUCGGCGUGUGCAAGUACUGCUUUGAGCCCGGGUCGAGCUCUAUGGAUGCGCCUCGCAAGCAUCAUUAUCACGCACGCCGCCAUUCUGCCGAUCGAUAUAGUAGUGGAAGCUCUUCGCGAAUCACCAAGCUCAGCCGGUAUCAUUCCUCCGAGGACGAACGCCGUAGUCGCAAGCGCUCGUCCAAGAAGUCCUCUUCCUGGCUUCCAGGUAUACUGGGUGGGUACGCAGCCAAGUCAAUUUUUACCGGCAAGGACUUUGAUGACUCGUACAGCGUCCGCUCAGGCCAUGUCUCGGGCGAUCGAAUCUCCACUUAUGACCGUGAAGAUGAUCGGCGAAGCUAUACUUCUCGUGGUGUGGUUCGCCACUCUGGUCGCAGCUCUCCGCGAGAGCAUCACUCCGACACCAAGCAUACUCGACGGACGCGCUCUCGCUCGCGAUCAUCUUCCCGCUCUGGUCACCACUCGUUUGUGAAGGAGGCUGCUCUGGGUGCGGCAGUUGGUGGUGCAGCUCUAGCCGUUGCAAAAUCAAGUCGGCGUUCCCGUAGCCGCUCUCCUUCUCGGGUUCAUCGUCGCAAGGAUUCCUCAUCUAGCACAUCCUUCGUGGACGUCUCACGACCUUCUGCGAAGUCUGUUGGUGGUCUCACGUCUUUCUUCACCUCCUCAUCUGAGAACCGCAAGAAAGAGAAAGAGAAAAAGAAGCGGCGCUCCAAGAAGUCUGGAGGCUUUUUCUCCUUCAAUAGCUCGUCUUCCUCUUCGCUGGAUGCGGAUCUGGCAUUUGGGAGUGGCUUUGCUAAAAAGUCAUCAAAGCUGCAGAAGAAGAAGAAGAAGGGCAAGAAGAAUGAGGAUGUGGAUGCUGCUCUCAUCGGGCUCGGUGCGACAGCAACGGCCCUUGCUGCAUCGUCUCACUUCCGCAAUGGACGCAGUGCCGGCCAGCUCAUGACUGCCAGAGAUACCCGCCACACUAAUUACACUUCCUCAGCAACUAACGAGGAUGAAGAAUGGAUCGAUGCCGAGUCUGAGGACCAGUCCUCGUCAAGUGUCAGCUCUGCUUUGGCUUUCGGUGCCAGCAGUGCUGAGUCCAGUUCCGACUCGAACAGCAGCGGUGGUUGGAAAUGGGGAUGGGGUAACAAGAAGAAAAAGAAGGACAGGAAAUCUUCCAAGAUGAACGCUGCCCUGGCGGCUGGCGCUGGUGCCCUUGGUGGUGCCGCCAUUGCUUCGGUUGCUCGUCGUCAUGACGGUCGUCCCCCAAGCGAGGCUGGAAGUCUUCAGCAGGUCUACCCCGUGCCCACAUCCGAUCCAUCCCGCUUUGACGUUGCCAAGAUGUCUCCCUCUGUCGUGUCCGGUGGUCAGCCACCUCUUGUUCGCCCUGGUCCUAUUCCCCUACAGCAGCCCCAACCAUACACUCCCGUGUCUCAGGCCGUGUACACCACCCAAGGAAGCUUGCCUGGAGCAAUUCCUGCCUACAGUCCUGGUGCCGUUCCUCCCAUCUUCGCCAAUGAGUACGAUCAGUACAAUAUGCAGCAACAGGGCUCUCGAGAUGCUGCCUACGUUCGUGAAGAUGCCAGCUUUAUUGAGCGUCGCAAGCCGCAUCGUAGCGAUUCUUCGCCCGUCUUCCCUACGCAGGAGAGUGUUGUAUCGGCCCCCAAGCGCCGAUCCACCACCCGUGAUCAAGCUUCUGUGUCUUUUGAUUUGACCGAAGAGCAAGCCGAGCGUGAGCGCCGCCUUGACCGACGUGACCGCAAAUCACGGGAUGAUAUCCGAGAUGAGCCUGUGCAGCUGAUUGAUCACGAAGAGGAGCUGGCUCGUGAGGAGACCGAGCGUCGUGAACGCGAAGAGCGUCGCAAGUACCGCGAAGAAGAAAAGCGCCGCAGUGAUAGCAUCAAGGAGAAAGAUUCCUCUUCCUGGGUGGAAGCAGCGGCCAUCGGAGCCAUUGGUGCCGCUGCUGUCAAUUCCCUCGUUUCCUCUCGUAAAUCGAACGAGGAAGACGCCUCCGAGACCAGCUCACGGCACCGUGAUCGCCGCGCUGAACGUCGCGCUGAACGACGGGGUGACUCGUCAGUAAUUUCCAAGUCUGAAGUCUCCGAGCCCAUCGAGGAGAGGGCUUCUUCUGUAUCAAGGGAGCGUCGCGACAAACCUUCCUCUCCAAAGUCUCCCCGUCCAGCUCCCGUGUACGAAGACUAUGCUGAAUUCUUCGCCCCCGAGGAGGUUCGUCACAGCCCAGAUCAACGUUCACGCGACCAAGACCGCAGUCGCGACUCUGGCGAGCCUCAGAUUGUUGAAGUGGUGCCUGCCAGCGAGCGGGAGAAGAACAAUGACGAGCCCCGUGAUGACUUGCCGCAGUUUGCGCAAGAACCUUAUGAGGAUCGCGAUCAUCUCCCGUGGCCGGUUCCACGGCUGAAUAUCAUCGACCCCACCCCCCCACAGAGUGUCAAUGGCUCUGUGCGUGGAAACUCGCCGCUCGUUAGUCCUAUUGAGCCCGUUCGCGAAGAAGUGGAGCCCAAGGAACGUGAACAUCAACGAGAAUCUCAACCCGAGCGCGAACCUGAGCCCGAGCGCGAGCACGAACGACCCUCGACUGGUUCGCGGGUCUCCUGGGGACCCCAUCAGACCCAUGAAUAUGAAAUUCCAUCGUCAUCCGAGCAGGACCCGCAUUCUCCGAUCGAAGAAAUCACCCGAGAUCUGUCCAUGACAGAGCUGGAGAAGGAACAGCACAAGGAUAGCCGUGAGAAGAUUGACUUUGGAAAUGACAUUGAGUUUGCUGCUAUAGCUGCUGCUGGUGCUCAAGCUGCUGGUUUUGAUCCCUCGGUCGUCAUCAAUGAUCCAUCUUACCACACUCGCACCUCACCUCCCGGGUCGGAGGAUGAGGGUACCUUCUCCCCUCGGUCACAGUGGGCUGUGCCCCCUCAAACAGAGCAGCCUCAUGGAUUUGACGAAGCUCAGACUGAUAACUACAUGCCGAGCAAGUCUCGGGAUAUUGAGCCACCGAUCCAACACGUCAUUGAAGAGAAGCCCUCUCACGCGAAGCCGGAGACGUUCUCAAAAGACAAGGACGAUUCGUCCUUCCAGCGGCGAGACCGCGGGUCAAUCGCCCAAGAAGUCAUUGAGCAGUUGAACGGCAGGAGCCCACGAUCUACUUCUCCUGACAACGAUGUCUUUUCCAUGCCAGGGGGUUUCGAGAGCGUUGAGGCCCCUCGUGAUGAUGUCCGCUCAGUCUUCUCUGCCCCGCCCGAGCGCGAGUCUGAGAAGAGCAAGUCCAAGAAGUCGCGUCGCAGUGGUGAUGAUUUCAAGUUCCCUCGUGAGGUGACCUCGCAAGAGCGGGACGCUGCAUCCCUACCUGAGAAGGUCGAGGGGGAUGCCGAAGAAAAGUCGACACACCGCAGUCACCGCUCCGAGCACGGCGAGAGUGAUUCCUUCUUUGUGAAUGAUGAUGCUAGAUCUGCAGUCACUUCUGUCGAGGAUGUUGAGAAAUCGGAGCGACGGAAGCACCGCCAUCGCUCGUCUCGUGACAAGGACUUUGAUGAUGCCGCCUCCAUUGCAUCCUCACCUGCUGCUGCUUCGUAUGAAGAUGGUGAGAAGUCUGAGCGACGCAAGCGCCGCUCCAAGCAGGAGAGCGAUACAUUCUCCGUUGAUGAUGACGCUAGAUCCGCCAUCACGUCCAUUGAUGAUACCGACAAGUCUGAGCGCCGCAAGCACCGCCAUCGCUCGUCUCGUGACAAGGACUUUGACGACACUGCCUCCAUCGCAUCCUCACCUGCCGCUGCUCAGUAUGAGGAUGAAGAAAAGUCUGAGCGACGCAGGCGCCGUUCUAAGCGUGACAGUGAUACUUUCUCUGUGGACGAUGACGCUCGAUCUGCUAUCACGUCUAUUGAUGAUGCCGACAAGUCUGAAAGACGCAAGCAUCGCCAUCGUUCCUCGCGUGAUAGAGACUUUGAUGACAAUGUCUCCGUCACCUCUUCCCCGGCCCGAAUUGAUGAAACCCGCGAGAAACGCCGGAGCAAGGACGGCAAGGAUGAGAAGGAGAAAGACAAAAGUGGGAGCAUCUUGCGCAGCAUCUUUGGCUCGCGGGUGUCUGCCCCCGAGGGUCGUACCCGUUCUAAUCAAUCUUCACGCUCUUCUUCUCUAGAGAAGCGUCCUUCUCGUGAUGCUGUGUCCGAAGCUGGUGUUGAUGACGAGAGACGCCGCCGCAAGAAGCGCUCUUCGAGACAUCGCAGCUCCAGUGGAGGUGAUAAGCUGGAUGAAGAUGCCUCGGACAAAGAAGGAAGUGUCCGGGAUGGCACGAAUCUGGAGGAUUAUAGGUCGCAAAGGCAGCAGAAGGAGGAGCGUCGUCGACACAGAUACGAGGAAAUUGUUGAAUCGGGCAAACGUCGGGAAUCUGAGAAGGACCAAAAAUAUUCGGAUUCUAAGGACGACGGCGACAAAUACUCUUUUUUAGCAGAGCGCCCCGAAAUGCCGCCCGCGGCUGAACGCGAUGAACGUGGUGCUUCGGGGCUUGAAUCUACAGUCGAGGGUGCGCUCGCUACUGCCGCCGGUAUAUAUCUGAGUGAUGAAGUCCUGUAUCAACGCCCAAGGAGUCAUUCUACGUCUCCCACCAGUGCAGACCGUGCCCUCGAUCUGGCCCCUAAGUCCCGGAGCAGACCCUCAUCGCCGGAGAUGAACCGCGACCUUGACCAAUCUCCUCAUCGUCGUCGCCCAUCUAUGGCUCGCUCGACGACCGAGUCGCCCACCGCCGUGCCAUUGCAUUUCCGUCGACCACCGACGUCGCCCGGUCUGUCUCGUGCUGUGCCCGUUGCACCAUCAUCUCCGGCUGGCGGUGAUACUCAAGAUUCCCCGACCCAGACCCGUCAUCGCCGUCCGAACUCCCUCGAGUUCAGAAAUUCUCGCGAGAUUCGACCCCUCUGGCUCGUUGAGCGCCUUGGUUCCUCAAAGGGUGAUGUGGUUGAACCUGACGAAGCCUUGCCCUCGCUUCCAUCUAGCAAGACUUCGUCUCGUGCGCCCUCGGUCGAGGACCUGCGUGCCCUUAAUAACGAGGAUGACGUGCGCAGCUGGGAGCCAAUUGAUCUCAGUCCGUCCAUGGCGGAUCGUCGCAGACCCACUGGUCUGACGGUCUCAACUUCUCAUGCUAAUGACCAUGGAGAUGGAGAUCUGCUUGACUCUCAGCAGGCUACUCCCACUGCGGAGGACUUCGGUGCGUCUAUAGGUUCGAAGAAACAUAAGCCUACGUAUGAGUUCCAUUCUCCAUCGGAGCUUCUGCAGGACCCGGCUAUGUACCCCGAAAUCCCCGGUUCGCCGACCAUGGAGGCUCUUCCUUCUGCUGAAGGCUCCGUCAUUGAUGCGAAGGAUGUCGAUGUUGACACCGAUGUCUUUGAGACCCCGACUCAGGAGAAGAAGGAACUUCUUGAAAGUUCCGAAAUUGUUGAAGGUGCCGAAUUCGCGGGCGUUGUUGAUGCUGCUGUUCUUGCUGCUGUCAAGGAGAACAGCAAGCAUGUUGAGUCCGAAAAUGACGAGCGCACCUCCGAUCCUGUUGAUAGAGGUCUGGCUGUCGAGACUAGUCAUGAGGAAACUGCUGCCCCAGCCUCCAAGAUUGGUGGUUUUGCUGAUAUCGUCAAUGCCGCUGUUAUCGCCGAGGUCGCUCAUGACAAGGACCCCGCUGACGAGGACAUUGGUGAGCCUGGCACUGCUAUUGAAGAGCAUGCUCCGACGGAUCUUACCAUUGAACCCCCUGUCGAGCCCGACGCAGUCAAGGAGGUGGUUUCUGAGUCUGUGGAGGCCCCCACUCAGCCUGUUGAGACUCCAGCAGCGGAAGAGCCUGUUGCUGAGGAGGCUGUUGCGACAUCUUCUUCGAAGAAGAAAAAGAAGAAGAAGGGGAAGAAGGGUCAGGCCAGUGUUGAUGAGUCUUCUGAAGCUCUGACUGCCCCCGAAGAGCAGUCUUCUCCAGCUGAAGUUCCCGAGAUUGAGUCUCGCUCCGUUGAGACUGAAGCUAUUACUCCUUCUGCAGAGCAGGAUGUUGUUGCUGAGCCCCAGCCUGAAGUUGAAAUUGGAGCAGUUGAGGAAUCUCGAGAAGUGGAGCCUGAGUCUCUCCCCGCUGCUGCUACAGAAGUUGUGGAGGCUGAGAAAGAUGUUCAGCUUGAGUCGGAGUCCCAGCCUGCAGUUGAGCCCGAAGCACCUAUCCCAACCGAGUCGCAUGCUAUUCUAGCUCCCGAGUCCCAGCCCGACGAGCAGCCUGAACCCACGCCCGAGACCCCCGGCGAAGCAACUGAGUCUGAAGCUGCCAUGACGCCUGCCCAGAAGCGCAAGGCAAAGAAGGCUGCAAAGAAGAAGGCAAAGAAUCUUUCCGUCUCAGAGUCGGUGGAGGGCACAAAUGAGGAAUCAGCAUCUGCCCAACCCUCCGAGGUAACUCCAGCCCAACAGGAAGACAAGGCCUCAGAAGCCGAGGCUGCCGAAGUGGAUAUUUCAGCUCAAUCUGAAGAGCAGGAUGUUUUCAAGGAUGCCAAUGCUGUCAAUGUUCCUAUUCCCGCCGAGCACACAACCACUGAUAUUCAGGAAUCUCAUGAUAUCGUGGAGUCUGUCGAGCCAACUCAUGAGGCUCUCCAGCCUGCUGAAGACGUGACGAAGCAACUUGAUGAAUCAUCGUCUGAUGCAGUUCAUGACUCGGAGGCCCGCGAAAUCCAACCUUCCGAACUCGUUCAGCCGGAGAGCAGAAUGGAACCAGAGCAAGUCGUGGAAACUGCUCAGUCGGAAGAGAUCGUAGAACCUGCAGCUGCCACUGAAGAUGCUGCGGUGCCCGAAAAAGUCGCUGAGAGCGAUGAUGAUCUCUUCCACGAAGCUGUCGCAGAGCAGACUGAUGUCUCUGAGCAGGCGAAGGAGAUUCAGCCAGAAACCCCCACCGAGCUUGCCACUGAGCCUGCCACCGAGCCUGUCACUGAGACUGCUGCCGAUACUGCAGUAGUUGAACCUGAGCCCGAGCCUGAAGUCCCGCUGACCGCCGCUCAGAAAAAGAAGGCCAAGAAGGACAAGAAGAAGCGAAAGUCUGUUGCAUUCGAGGAUGCCACUACUCUUUCCGAGCCUGCCGUCGAUGCUCAACCCGAAGAGACCGCCAAGGAAAUGGAACCUGAGAAUUCGGCGCCUAUUGACGCUGUCGAUGUCCAAGACACGGUCAUAAGCGGCGAGACGCUGCCUUCUGAGACUGAACCCGCGACUGGAGAGAACCUUGCGCCUUCAGUUGAGGAGCCCAAAGACUUGUCUCAAUCUGCUGUUGAAGAUACCAAGGAUUUGUCUGAAUCAUCUAUCGAAGAGGCUGGCUCUGCCCCUCAACUUGAGCUCACUUCGUCUGGCGAUCUGGAGCCAAUACCCGCUGUCGAGACCUCCGAGGCUGCUGAAGCUGCUCCUGAUCAACCCGAGCAGGCUUCAGAGCAGCCUGCUCCACAACCUGAUGCGGAAGCCGAGCCUGAGCCUGAGGUUCCCAUGACCGCUGCGCAGAAGAAGAAGGCCAAGAAAGACAAGAAGAAGAAGGCUAAGCAACAGAGUGUGUCUUCUACACCCGACGAGGAGAAGCCUGUUGAGCCCGAAUCUGCUGAACCUCAGCCCUUUGAUAUUCCUGAAGUCGCUCCUGAAGUUUCCGAAAGGAAUGAGCCCGUUGCAGCUGCUGAGCUUAUUGAAGCCUCAGAACCUACUGCCGAUGCUUCAGCGGAAGUUAUCGAUCUUGUUCAAGAGGCGCCAUCUGCUCCUGAAGAUCCAUCAGUCGAGGUCUCCACUCCAGAGGAACCGCAGGACGAGCCAAUCGAGAUUGAUCAGCCUAAGGAAGAUAUACCUGCUCCUGCUCCAGAAACGAAUGUCGUUCCUGAGACCCCCGUCGGGACAUCCGAUGCUGACAAGCCUGAAGAAGAGCCUGCGGUUGCUGAAGACAAGCCAGAACCCGAAGCCACUCCUGCUGAGUCCGAAGUCACUAUGACCGCAGCCGAGAAGAGAAAGGCUAAGAAGGCGAAGAAGAAGAAGCAGCAGCAGGAAAGCAUCAGCUCUGUUUCUGAAGAGACACCGGCUGCUGAGGCUGUAUCGCCGCCUGAGGCCGUGACUGCUGAGGCCAGCAAGGAAGUUCAAGAUGAACCAGAAGCGGAGGUCAAAAUUGUGGAUGAUGUAACAGCACCGACCACUGAAGAGAUUAUCGAGACUAGCAAGGAGGUUGAUGCUACCCAGCUUCCUGCUGGGGAGGCCGAAUCACUUCCCCAGGUGGACACUGCCGCUGAAAACGAGGCCGUUGAGCCUACCGGCGAGGAGGUUCUCGGCGAGAUCGCCCCCGUUGAAGAAGUGGUCGCCCCAGUCGAUGCUCCUCAGGAAGAGGUACCUCUUGAGCCGGAGCAGCCUCAAGAAGAGAAAUCAACCCAGCCUCCCGCCACUGAAAUCCUUCCCACCACUGAGCCCCUUCCCACUACCCAAACGACAGAGACUCAAUCUACCGAGCCAGAAACCCCCACAGCUGAAGCGGAAUUUCCCUUGACUGCUGCACAGAAGAAGAAGGCCAAGAAGGAGAAGAAGAAGCAGCAGCAAAAGAGGGAGUCUGUGCUUUUGGAUGAACAGGAAACCACGGAGGCAGAGGCUGCUCCCACCGAACCAAAGGAGGUUGAGCCCACUGCGGAUGUGACUCCGGAGGUCCCUGCUCCCGAAGAGACCAAGGCCCUCGACGAAGCUGUACCCACGGAAGCAGACGCAGAGAUUCAAACUGAGGCUACGCCAGUUGUUGAGGACAGCCCAGCUCCUGCCGAAGUCGAUCAAUUCCAAGCUGCCGUCGAGCCAUCUACCGAUGCUCCAACUGUGCUUGAUGAACCCAAGAAUGCUGUUGCCACUUCAGAGGAGCCGGCCGCAGACACGCCUUUAGCCGAUCAAGCUACUCUUGACCAGUCUAUCGAAGAGCCAAUUACCUCGACCAACCCGGUUCAAUCUACUGCGGAAGAGUCCACGGCAACUCCAGAGACCGCACCGAAAGACCAGACUGAAGAGGCUGAACCGACCACUCCAUUGUCAAAGAAGGACAAGAAGAAGAAAAAGAAGAAGAACAAGUCCCUUGCCCUUGAGGAGGAGUCGCAACCUGAGCUAGUUCAGGAAGAAUUGACUCAGCCCACUGAGCCUGUCGAACCCACCCAGUCUGUCGAGGUCAUCGAGUCCGUCGUGCCCGUCGAGCCCACUCUUGAAGAGAACGUCGAUUCCACGAAGACCGCUGAGGAGCACGAGUCUUCUGUUGUAACUGAAGAGCCUCAGAGCAUUGAACAGCCAUCCGCUGAAGAGACUGUGAAAGAUGAGGUUAUUCGCGAACAGCCCAGCACUGAAGCCGUCGAAGAACCUUCCCAGCCAUCUGAGCCCGAGGUGCCAAUGACCGCUGCACAGAAGAAGAAGGCCAAGAAAGACAAGAAAAAGCGCAAGUCUGUCGCCUUUGAGGAUGGACCAAUCGCUACUCCGACGGAGACUCCGCCUGAGCAAGAACAGGCCCCAGUCGAGUCUGUUGAGUCCAAGGACAUUCCUUCCGAGGAAGCUACUCCUAGUCAGAAAUUGAGUGAAUCUUCCAAGGAUGCUCCUGAAAUUGCUGCUGAGGCUGUUGAGAAUACUGUCACCGAACCUCAGACCACUACCUUGGAUCAGCUGGAAGCAUCCGUUACGGAUGCUGAGCGGACAGAUGUGACCGGGACUGCAACAGAAGAUGGUUUCAUGAAUGAACCAUCAAGUUACGAAGCUAAAGACUCAGAGGUCGAGAUUCCAACUCCCACCCAACCUGAAGAGCAACCUGUGGUCACCCUUGAGCCUGAGACCCCAUCUGACAACAAGAGCGACGCUAUCGAGGAAUCUUCAGCCCCAAACGCUGAGGCGACCGAGGCAGCAGCCGAGGCAGGCCUGUCAGCCAAGGAGCGUCGCAAGCUGAAGAAAAAGGAGAAGAAGAAGUCCAAAUCUGUGGAGUCGACCGAGGAAACCCCAUCUCCUGUAGAGGUGCCUGAAGACGCUGAAGCCCCGACUGAUUCUCAGCCCGAAACCCCCAAAGAAGUCGAACCCGAGGUGCCCCAGGUUGAACCCCACCAAUUAACGCCGACAACUGUCGAUCCUCUGAAGGCCGAGGAGCUCGAGGUUAUUGAAGCACCCGCCGACAGCCCGAAGAAUGACACACUGGAGAUUGCACAAGCUGCUGAACCCGAGACAAUCGACAAUCCAGAGCAGGUCAUCGAGCAGGAAAUCGCCGAGCCCAAAGAUAUGGACGACAAAUUGGCCGUGGUCGAGCCCGCCGUUGAGACAGAGUCCCUUCCACAGUCACCUGAAGAAAAGCCCGAGCAGCCCACGGAACCAGAAGCUGAGGCCUCCCUGUCCGCCAAGGAGAGACGCAAGCUCAAGAAGAAGGAUAAAAAGCGCCAGUCCAAGAACCUCGACGUCGAUGAAAAUGCAACCACCGAAUCUGAGACACGGGAACUCUCUGUACCCGUACCGGCAAGCUCGCCUGCGGAGAAUGACGGUAGAGCAGCCACAGAUAGAGAGUCGUUCUUCAGAUUAUCCUCCCCCACCCGUGCUUGA
This is a messenger RNA of Penicillium brasilianum, 12102 nucleotides long. The record is from the annotation of a GenBank genome assembly. NCBI's taxonomy places the organism in Eukaryota, Fungi, Ascomycota, Eurotiomycetes, Eurotiales, Aspergillaceae.